UUACAGGUAAUCCUCGUCUGGCCUUGGUUGACAUUACUACGACUAAUUGUUCUCAAGAAUGUCACUUGCGGAUGAGCUAUUGGCAGAUUUAGAAGAUGAAGAAUUGGUGGAAGAAACGGAACAGGAUGGAGGAGAAGGUUUGGAAGAAGUGGAUGAACAGUUACCAUCUAUGAGUGCUUAUGACCGGGUUGGAUCCGUGGCAAAAUUAUUGGCGAAUCAAAAUUACAAGGAUCUUAUCGACAAGAUGCAGAAGCAAUUGAAUUUGAAAGAAAUCCCACCAGUUACAAAGCCAUUGGAAUCGGAUCCUCAGUAUAAAUUGAUUGUGGAACUUUCUGGGCUUGCAGCUGAAGUGGAUCAGGAAUUGAAUGUUAUUCAUAAAUUUGUGCGUGACAAAUAUGAAAAACGUUUUCCUGAGUUAGAGUCUCUGGUGCCGAAUGCUUUAGAAUAUUUGGCAACUGUAAAACUUCUAGGGAAUGAUAUUUCGACUAAAGGACAAAAUAAGCAGAUUUUGAGUGAAAUCCUGGCACCCGCUACAUGCAUUGUGGUUAGUGUGACAGCAUCAACUACACAAGGGAAAGCGUUGGAACCAGAUGAAUUGGUAGCAGUACAAGAAGCUUGCGAUAUGGCUGAACAGUUGCACACCGAUCGACUUAAUAUGUAUCAACUAGUUGAGUCAAGAAUGGCGCUUAUUGCACCAAAUCUAUGCGAAAUCUUGGGAGCUGGUACAGCAGCAAUGAUUGUCGCUAAAGCUGGAGGUCUUGCUCCACUGGCUCGCCUUCCCGCCUGCAAUGUAUUGAUUCUUGGCGCACAGAAAAAAACACUGACUGGUUUUAGUUCAACAGCUGUAUUACCUCAUGCUGGUUUCCUUUUCUUUCAUCCUAUUGUGCAAGGAGUUCCACCAGACUUGAGACAGAAAGCUGCUCGAUUACUGGCAGCGAAAACAACACUCGCUGCACGUGUUGAUUUUAUUCAUGAGGCAUCAGAUGGUUCGAUUGGGAAAAGUUUAUUUGAACAAGUAAAACAGAAAAUAGAGAAAAUGUUGGAGCCUCCACCAGUAAAGGCUGCAAAACCUCUGCCAAAACCUUUGGACAAGGCUAGUAAGAAACGAGGAGGUCGUCGAGUAAGAAAAAUGAAGGAACGACUAGGCAUGACUGAAUUAAGGAAAAAAUCGAAUCGUAUGAAUUUUGGCGAAUUAACUGAAGACGUUAUCCAAGAAAAUAUGGGAUUUUCGCUUGGGCAAGCGCUAAGUGGUCCAUCUUCCGGAAGCCGCAUUAGGAGUGCCACAGUCGAUCCGAAAACAAGAGCCAGAAUGUCACAAAAGCUUCAAAAAACAAUGGAACGACAACGAUCAAUGGGUGGUGUAACGUCAAUCCGUUCACGAGCAGCAGGCACUGCUUCAAGUGUAACUUUUACACCUGUGUUGGGAUUAGAAAUUGUAAACCCAACAGUGAAGCCUGAUCAUGUUGGUUCCUCUUCUACAACUUAUUUUUCACCUUCUGCUGCAUUUGUGAAAGUCCAAACUCCGCUGUUACAGCCAUAAGAUGGAAAGGUAUGGAGAAUUAUCCAGAAUAUUCUCACUCUUGCAUAUUUCAAAUACCAGUAAAAAUUUGUUUUUAUUGUGUUAGAUAGUGCAUAAAUUUGUAAAGGGCAGCGUCAGUGCAGUUAUGAAUCCAUUUCGAUUUUUCCUUUUUUUUUAUUGUAAUUCCAGAGUGAAAACUGAAAUAGGGUAUUUCGAGAUUACCGUUUUUACAAAUAUUUGGAUACGAUCGGCAUUGUACAGCUUAUUUUGUUUGUUUUUGUUGGAUUGAAUAAAUAUCUCAGUGCAU
Loa loa (African eye worm) is the source of this 1826-nucleotide messenger RNA. Its product is annotated as serologically defined breast cancer antigen NY-BR-99. Gene Ontology annotation, biological process: spliceosomal tri-snRNP complex assembly; mRNA splicing, via spliceosome. Lineage: Eukaryota; Metazoa; Nematoda; Chromadorea; Rhabditida; Onchocercidae. The coding region runs from base 59 to 1540 and encodes 493 amino acids. The transcript has 8 exons. Gene Ontology annotation, cellular component: precatalytic spliceosome; U4 snRNP; U4/U6 x U5 tri-snRNP complex. The record is from RefSeq and is a predicted model, not a curated record.